AUGAAUUAUUCAAAAUGCUCAUCUUGCAAUCAAAACAUUGCUAUUCUCAAUUGCAAAACAUGCUCAAUAGUUCUAUGUUUCUAAUGCGAUCAAAAUCUUCAUUCUUAAUAAGAUAAUCAUAUAACAACAACUUUAAUAUUUUCCUCCUAAUUUCCAACUUAAUCUAAUCCAAAUAAUCUAAAUCAAAUCAUCCAGAUAAAAAAACUAGAGUUAUAAGAAUUAAAACAAAAAGAACAAUCAAUGGCCAAAAUUUAUUAAGAGAAAAUGUUACAUGCUUAAAAAAAAUAUGAUCAAAAAAUUAAUUCAUUAGAAGAAAGAUGUAUUAUUCAAUUUAUUACUUUUUAGUAUAAUAAGCAUCGUAAUAUAUGAAUCAAAUGCAGGAUUAAGUUGAAGACCUUGAUGUUGAUAAAAUGUAAAAUGAAUUAGAAAACUUAGACAAAAGUUUAAAAAUAGAAAUCAAAAAUGCAGAAGAAGAAUAAAUUAUUCUUUUUGAAAAAACACAAAAAGUUGAUUAACUUAUUGACAGAUUAAAAAUAGCUACAGAUAUUGAAUAAUAAUAAAUUUAAAAAAUGAAUGAAGUAUUGGCAGUUUUUAAAACAUGUUCAGAGUAAUUGUAAUAAGAAAAAGUACUAUUAUUUUAUUCUCCAUAUUUAGGACUUGCUUAUGUUAGAUAAUGAGAAGCUUAUUGGAGAAGUUGAAAUUUUUGCUAAAUUUUUUGAUGAAAAUGGUCCCCUUUUGGAAGAAAUAAGUAAUGUAAAAAAUGAGUAAUAAUAAUAAUGA
Molecule: messenger RNA, 780 nt
Organism: Paramecium sonneborni
Lineage: Eukaryota; Ciliophora; Oligohymenophorea; Peniculida; Parameciidae
Source: the annotation of a GenBank genome assembly